CAACUCUGAAUAAAAACAAAACCACUCUGUCAGAUUACAUUUCAGAUCCAUUUUUAUCUACCUUGCUUUGCUUCUCUCUUUCUUUUCUUCUUCUCUCUUUUCUUUUCUUUUCUUUUCUUUUCCUCUCAAAAUUCAAUCCCCGCGAAACGCGUCAUUACCGUCAAUCUCAAUUCCUCCAUCUCACGGCGUCCAUAGAUUCAGACCUCCCUCCGAUCUCAUCUCAACCCGAUCUUAUUUUCUCGAGAAUCUAGCACCUAGAAAAUUUAGUCCUACGCACACAUAUACAACACAUACAUAUAUAUAUAUAUAUACAUAUACAUAAGAAUAGAUAUAGAUAUAGAUAUAGAGAAGAGUAUAUAUGGAUCGAAGGAGGACAGAGAGUCCGGUGUACACAAGGCAGUGGAGUGGGGGAUCGAGCAGCACGGGGUCGUCUUCUCCGGCGAUGUCGCCGGCUCACCCCCACUCUCGGCUCCCGCCGGCGACCGGGCUCUCCACUAUCAAGAGGACUCAGAACGUCGCCGCCAAAGCCGCCGCGCAGCGUCUGGCUCGGGUUAUGGCUUCUCAGGCGCCGGACGACGAGGACGAGGAAGACGAUCUAGGGUUCCGAUUCGCUCCUCCUCCACCUACCGCCUUUUCGAGCAAUGUUAAUAGUAAUAGCAAUGCUGUUCCUGUUAAUUCGUUUGCCAAGCCUAAUAGAUCUCCUUCACCUGCGUUAGGUCGGAACUUUAUGGAGCAUACUCCUUCAGUUCGUUCCACUUCAGCUGGAAGACCGUCAAUGUCAGUUCGUUCAACGACAGUAGUGCCGCCUAAACGAGGAUCACUGAGAACACCAGUCUCUAUUCCACCGAUGGAACCUCCGAGUAGCAGACUAAGAGAAAAGAGGUUUACAGCAGAUGUAGGACGAAAUGACGUGAAAGAUACAGGGAAUCAGCGGGAGGCUUCUGCACUUAGAGAUGAACUUGAUAUGCUACAGGAGGAGAAUGAGAUUAUCCUUGAUAAGCUUCGGCGUGCUGAAGAAAAGCAUGAAGAAGCAGAGGCCAGAGCUAGGGAGCUAGAGAAACAAGUUGCUGCUCUUGGAGAAGGCGUAUCACUGGAAGCUAAAUUGUUGAGCAGGAAGGAAGCAUCAUUGCGGCAAAGAGAGGCUGCCCUCAAAGCUGCGAAACAGACAAAGGAUGGGAGAGAGGAGGAAAUUGCUACGCUUCGUGUAGAAAUUGAGAAUUUAAAAGAUGACACUGCAAGUGCUGUAGAACAGCUCCGAGAGGCAGAAUCUGAAGCAAAAGCUCUUCGCACAAUGACACAAAGAAUGAUUUUGACUCAUGAGGAGAUGGAGGAGGUUGUUUUAAAGAGAUGUUGGCUUGCUCGCUACUGGGGCUUGGCUGUGCAGCAUGGCAUAUGUGCAGAUAUAGCAGUUUCAAAGCAUGAGCACUGGUCAUCUUUAGCACCUCUUCCAUUUGAAAUUGUCAUUUCUGCUGGACAAAAAGCCAAGGAGGAGCCUUUAAACAAUGGACCGAGUAACGAUGAUUCAGAUAGGAGGAGCAAACUUGUUCGUGAUCUGAAUGACCUAAGUGGAGAGGGAAAUAUUGAAAGUAUGCUUUCAGUUGAAAUGGGCUUAAGGGAACUAGCUUCCUUGAAGGUCGAGGAUGCUGUUGUGCUUGCAUUUGCUCAACGCCGACGUCCAAAUUUGGUUCGACAAUUCUUCUCAGAUCCAAAAUCAUCUGGUGAUCCCAAGUUUAUGGAGGCAUAUGAACUAAGUUCAGAGGAAUCGGAAGAUGUUCUUUUCAAGCAGGCUUGGCUUAUGUACUUUUGGAGAAGAGCCCAGGUUCAUGGUGUAGAAGAAGAUAUUGCAGAAGAACGACUUCAAUUUUGGAUCAGCCGUAGUGGGCAGUCCCCAACAUCACAUGAUUCUGUUGAUGUUGAGCGAGGUUUGACAGAGCUGAGGAAACUGGGAAUAGAACAGCAACUGUGGGAAGCAUCCCGCAAGGAAAUUGACCAAACAUCAGUUGCUAACACCAAAGUUGCUGCAGAUUCAGAUACAUCUUCGUGAUUGCUGCUGUCGCCCUGAUUUGUUGUAUCUUCUGUGCCUUUAUUAAAUUUCUUUUUUUUUCCCCCCAUUUUUUUUUGUUUUACUAUUUUCAUCAAGGUUGCUAAAAUAGCCUUCUUUUUUCUAUUUUGUUUUCUUUGAGCCCUGUGGGGACACAUUAUAUCUGUUAUGGUUGCAAUUUGCAUACAGUAGAACUAUAGAAUAAUUGUGUUGUGUGUAAGUUUGAGAGGGAAGUGUAGUUAAAAGGCUGUUUGUAUUGUAAAAUAGAUUGGAUGCUAUAAAACAAAAUUAAAAGCCACAUAUGUUUGAAAACUAAA
Camellia sinensis is the source of this 2358-nucleotide messenger RNA. Its product is annotated as coiled-coil domain-containing protein SCD2. The record is from RefSeq and is a predicted model, not a curated record. NCBI's taxonomy places the organism in Eukaryota, Viridiplantae, Streptophyta, Magnoliopsida, Ericales, Theaceae. Gene Ontology annotation, biological process: cytokinesis by cell plate formation.